Molecule: messenger RNA, 1928 nt
Organism: Dichomitus squalens LYAD-421 SS1
Lineage: Eukaryota; Fungi; Basidiomycota; Agaricomycetes; Polyporales; Polyporaceae
Product: CK1/CK1/CK1-G protein kinase
Exons: 10
Coding region: 13-1467 (484 amino acids)
Biological process (GO): signal transduction; endocytosis; peptidyl-serine phosphorylation
Cellular component (GO): cytoplasm; nucleus
Molecular function (GO): ATP binding; protein serine/threonine kinase activity
Source: RefSeq, a predicted model, not a curated record
ACGCCCCCGACCAUGUCGUCUCAUAACUCCUCCUCAUCCAACAACGUGGUCGGUGCCCAUUACCGUGUUGGAAAGAAGAUUGGCGAGGGCUCGUUCGGGGUUAUCUUUGAAGGCACGAAUCUGCUCAACUCGCAGACCGUCGCCAUCAAAUUCGAGCCGCGGAAAGCAGAGGCACCUCAGCUGCGCGAUGAGUGUCGCUCGUAUCGCAUCCUGGCCGGCUGUCCUGGCAUCCCGCAGAUAUACCACUUCGGUCAGGAAGGCCUCCACAACAUCCUCGUCAUCGAUCUCCUGGGUCCGAGCUUGGAGGACCUCUUUGAUAUGUGCGGGAGGAAGUUCUCGAUAAAGACGGUGUGCAUGGCGGCCAGGCAGAUGCUGACCCGCAUACAAACGGUCCACGAGAAGAACCUCAUCUACCGCGACAUCAAGCCUGACAACUUCUUGAUCGGCCGCCCGGGCACCAAGAAUGCGAAUGUGAUCCAUGUCGUCGAUUUCGGUAUGGCCAAGCAAUAUCGAGACCCCAAGACGAAGCAGCACAUCCCGUACCGGGAACGAAAGAGUCUGAGUGGAACCGCGCGGUACAUGAGUAUCAACACUCACUUGGGUCGCGAGCAAUCACGCAGGGAUGAUCUCGAGGCCCUCGGCCAUGUCUUCAUGUAUUUCCUCCGCGGGAGCCUGCCAUGGCAAGGCCUCAAGGCUGCGACGAACAAGCAGAAGUACGAGAAGAUUGGUGAGAAGAAGCAGACCACACCGAUCAAGGAGCUGUGCGAAGGCUUCCCUGAGGAGUUUGCCAUUUAUCUCAACUAUGUGCGGAAAUUGGGCUUCGAGGAGACGCCCGAUUACGACUUCCUCCGAGAGCUGUUCGCCAAGGUUCUGAAGAACAAUGGCGAUGUCGAAGAUGGCGUUUACGACUGGAACCUAUUGAAUGGUGGAAGAGGCUGGGAAGCGUCAAUGGGCGGCGGGAACCAGAUUCUCGCGCAAAUACAGAACACACCGGCAACACCGCAGCAGCAGUACGAUUCUCGUCGAACCGGCCGGGCAGACCGCGAUGAUCGUCGACGCGCAUCUCAGGCGGGCAACCCCGUCAUCCCCCCUUCGCCGGCUCUUGUCCGCGCCGGUUCGAAGUCACGGCAUCCAGGCGCUCUUACGCCCGGCAUCGGCGGCACUCCGAACAUGUCUGCGGAAGCGCAAGUCAACGUUCCGGUGGCCCAGCACAGGUUGAGCCAAGGCGGCUCACAUCCGUACGCGAACGCUGCCUACGACACGUACGAGUACUCGGCCAACCAGCAGCCAUACGGCCGUGCGUCGCCAAUGGUGUCGAGCGUCGGUGCUGCGCCGCCUGCCCUGAGCAACGUCCGUGCGGUGGGCGGCGAGGUGGGCGUCGCGAACGGUGAUGACCACCAUGGGCAGCAAGAGGCUGAGCCGCCUAAGAGCACUCUCUGGAAGAUCCUGACAUGUCGAUGUGGAUGAGCAAUGGGCGCAUAACAUGCCCUGCCACGCCAAUUACGCCUCGUUACGCAUACACAACUCAUCCGUCCUGUCCUUACAGUUUGGUCAUAGGCUUGGUUUAUUCUGCUGGAUUUUUGGCUACGUAUUGGGUCGCUUCCUUAUGGUGUUUCCUUGUCUCUCGCUCAAUACCUCCAUCGUUUACAUUGCUGUUGGCUCUUCCCUCUCAAGUCAUUGGCCGAUACCUUUGCCCGCAAUACUUCUCCGUCUAUUGGGUUCGCUCACCGUCAACACCUCCAGUUGCCAUGUAUGCAUCUCAUUCACCGCACCACCCACGUCCCACCUAUACGAUGACCAUCGCUAUCCACUCUCUCGCGUGCGUACUGUCGCGCUCUUCUACCCUUUCACGCUUACGAAUACAUUCCCGCGUAAUCAGCUAAUACAUUCAGAGGCUGCCCCGAUGUUAGGGCGAAAUUGCAGAUAGU